This is a messenger RNA of Ascoidea rubescens DSM 1968, 1140 nucleotides long. It is a transcript of the gene NRK1, whose product is annotated as ribosylnicotinamide kinase. NCBI's taxonomy places the organism in Eukaryota, Fungi, Ascomycota, Saccharomycetes, Ascoideales, Ascoideaceae. Gene Ontology annotation, molecular function: kinase activity; ATP binding. The coding region runs from base 26 to 907 and encodes 293 amino acids. The record is from RefSeq and is a predicted model, not a curated record. Gene Ontology annotation, cellular component: cytoplasm. The transcript has a single exon.
AAAGAAUUGCUUCACUUUAGGAGAAAUGACAAAACCAAAGCAUAUUUUGGCCCACGACGACUGCUACUUUUUUGUGGGAAUAACUGGGCCGUCCAGCUCAGGCAAAUCAACAGUCUCGAAGGUCCUCCAAUAUCUUUUCAAUCAGCUUUCGCAGCAUAAAGAUGGUCAUACAAAUGGAACAAAUAAUAUGCAUUCUAGCUCGAUCAGCUCUGUAAUAAUAUAUGAAGAUGAUUUCUACAAGUCUGAUGCUGAAAUGCCAUUCAACGUCGAGCAACACCAGUUGGAUUACGACUGCCCUGAUUCGUUGCAUAUGGAUAGAUUCAUCAAUGAGCUAAGGUUCAUAAAGAAACAUAACAAACUAUCUGAUCAGCUACUUGAACUCGGAUUGGAUUCUGAUCAGGAUCACAGUUUUGAUCCCAAGCUAAUACCUCAAAAUGAAUUGGAUCAAUUGAGCUUGAAGCUUUCAAAUUUUUGGCUUGAUUUCGUGAAUUCAAAAAGCAAUGUCAGCUCUAAAACGAAAAUCAGCUUGAAAAUUGUAAUAAUUGAUGGCUUUUUACUUUUUCAUGACGACGCUAUCUUGGAUUUGCUUGAUUUAAAGCUAUUUUUCAGAUUGCCUUAUGAUCAACUCAAAUCAAGAAGAUUAAACAGGAAUGGUUACAUUACUUCUGAUGGUCUUUGGAUUGAUCCGCCAAACUAUUUUGACGAUCUUGUUUGGCCAUCAUAUAUCAAGUACCAUAAGCACUUGUUUGAAAACGAUGAUAUGGAAAGAGGCGAGUUGAGUGUCAAUUACAAAGAUUCCAUCCAGUUGUUGGAUCUUAACAGCCAUCAAAGCUUAUAUGGAAUCAUGAGCAACUGCUUAAAUCUUAUUUUCAAUUCCUUAAAUACAUAUAUUCCCGAAGUACAUUAACAGAAAAGACAAAAUAAAAAUUAAAAAACACAAUUCGAAAUCAUGAAUAACUUUUAUUAAAAAUGUAGGAACGAAAAGAAAGUCUAAAAUUGAAUUAAAAUAAAACAAAAAAAAAAAAUAAACAAAAUAAAUUGAAGUCAAAACUAAGCACUGAAAAUGUUUAAUCAUAUCUCUUUGGGUAUGCAAGCUUCAAUCAAGCUAUUACCAUUGAUCAUUGUAUCCGUCAAAAUAAU